AUGGCCAUCCACCUGAUGAAGGUUCAGCAUAGCAGCAUUCGGGAAUUUGGCUUCCCUCUUCUCAUCUGGAGCCCUGCAGAAGGAUUCCGCCUGUUCCACACGCCCCUCAGCGCUGCUUCGCGGGCGCAGGACUUUUCCAUGGGAGUUCAGGCUUGUGCGAAUGGAUUUCUGCUCGCAAAAAAUCGCCGACAUGUUGAAUUCAUCAGAUGGGCGAGCGCCAGCACAGCGCUGCUGCCAAAGAGCCAGCCAUGCGAGCACCAGAUCCGUCUCUUCUCCCGGCCGGAGCACGCGGUGAAGGCGCGGACGGCGGGGCAGGACGCAGCUGGUGCAGCGAGGCCGAGGCCGCGAGAGCUCGGGGGCGAAGGCCCGGCCCGCCUGGGAGGAAGGGAGCGCACGCACAGUGGCGGCCAGAGCGGCCGCCUGAGGGGCACUUCGGUGGUCCAGAACGGGGCUCGGCCUCUGGAGGCCCCGGCUGCCCAGCAUUCUGCACCGUCUUCGGGCAAGCCAAGCGCGAGACCAAAAUGCAAGCGGCACCGGGAAACCCGCACGGGCGUGGGCGCCGCCCCAGUCCCCGGCGCUUCCUCCUGGCGCCAGAACCAGGCCCCCUGCGAGCGGGCCUUCCCGGCGCGGCUCCCGAGAAGCAAGCUCGGCCCGGGAACGGCGCGGGACGGGCUGGCCCGCGCGCCGCCAGAUUAUGUAUGGGAUAAAACGGCUUUCCUGGAAGAACUGGUGGUCGGGAGUGGCGAUACCCUGGAACUUCUGUGUAGCCCCCCGGGCUCCGCUGGGUCCGUCAUCUGGUAUAAAGAUGGCGGUGGGAUUUCGCCCACCAACCGAACCCAAAUUGGCCCGAAGGUCCUGAGGAUUGCCAACGUGUCGCACAACGACUCGGGCCAGUACAGCUGUGGGCCGGGGCACUCGGCGGAGGUGCUCGGGAGCUUCUCCGUGCGAGUCACGGAAUCACCUUCAUCAGGCGAUGAUGAAGAGGAUGAUGAUGACGACGAUUCCGAAAAUGGAGUUGCUCCUUACUGGACGCGCCGGGAGAGGAUGGAGCGGAAGCUGCUCGCCGUGCCCGCCGCAAACACCGUCCGCUUCCGCUGUCCGGCCGCUGGCAGCCCCUCGCCUUCCAUCUACUGGCUGAAGAACGGGAAGGAGUUCCGAGGGGAGCACCGCAUCGGAGGCAUCAAGCUCCGGCGCCAGCAGUGGAGCCUCGUCAUGGAGAGCGUGGUCCCCUCGGACCGGGGCAACUACACGUGUGUCGUGCAGAACAAGCAUGGGGUCAUUUGGCACACAUACCAGCUUGACGUCCUUGAGAGGUCACCCCACCGCCCCAUCCUCCAGGCAGGGCUCCCUGCGAACCAGACUGUGGUCGUUGGGGGCGACGUCAAGUUCUCCUGCAAGGUGUACAGCGACGCCCAGCCGCACAUCCAGUGGCUGAAGCACGUGGAGGUCAACGGGAGCAAGUAUGGACCGGACGGGACCCCCUACGUCACCGUCCUGAAGACAGCAGGUGCUAACAAAACGGAUAAGGAGCUAGAAAUUCUGUACUUGCACAAUGUCUCUUUCGAGGAUGCUGGGGAAUACACUUGCCUUGCUGGGAACUCUAUUGGGUUUACACACCACACCGCGUGGCUGACGGUCUUACCAGCAGAAACGCGCAUCGCCGUGGAGGGCUCGAGCUCCCUCUAUGCGGGCGUCCUCAGCUUCGGGGCCGCCUUUGCUCUUUUCAUCCUGGGGGCGGUGGCGGUGGUGAUCUACAGAAUCAAGAGGCCACCCAAAAAGCCCGUGAGCACCAGCCCUGUCCAGAAAGUCUCCAAGUUUCCACUCAAGAGACAGGUGUCCCUGGAGUCGAACUCGUCCAUGGCGUCCAGCGCCCCGCUCGUCCGGAUCACCCGCCUCUCCUCGAGCGACGGGCCGGUGCUGGCCAACGUCUUGGAGCUGGAGCUGCCUGCGGACCCCAAGUGGGAGCUGCCCCGGUCCCGCUUGACUCUGGGGAAGCCCCUGGGGGAGGGCUGCUUCGGCCAGGUCGUGAUGGCGGAGGCGAUGGGGAUCGACAAGGACAAGCCCAGCAGGCCCGUCACGGUCGCGGUCAAGAUGCUGAAAGAUGAUGCCACAGACAAGGAUCUCUCUGACUUGGUCUCGGAAAUGGAGAUGAUGAAGAUGAUCGGGAAGCACAGGAAUAUCCUCAAUCUGCUGGGCGCGUGCACCCAGGACGGGCCCCUCUACGUUCUGGUGGAAUACGCGUCGAAGGGGAACUUGCGGGAGUACCUGCGAGCCCGCCGGCCGCCCGGCAUGGAUUACUCCUUUGACACCUGCAAACUGCCGGAGGAGCAGUUGACCUUCAAGGACUUCGUGUCCGCUGCCUACCAGGUGGCCCGCGGAAUGGAGUACCUGGCGUCGCAGAAGUGCAUCCACCGGGACUUGGCGGCAAGGAACGUUUUGGUCACGGAAGACAAUGUGAUGAAGAUUGCGGACUUCGGUCUCGCCAGGGAUGUCCACAACAUCGACUAUUACAAGAAGACGACCAACGGUCGGCUGCCUGUGAAAUGGAUGGCUCCAGAGGCAUUGUUUGACCGGGUGUACACUCAUCAAAGCGAUGUGUGGUCCUUUGGAGUGCUGCUGUGGGAGAUCUUCACCCUGGGGGGGUCCCCGUACCCAGGAGUGCCUGUGGAGGAGCUCUUCAAGCUCCUGCGGGAGGGGCACCGCAUGGACAAGCCUGCCAACUGCACCCAUGACCUGUACAUGAUCAUGCGCGAGUGCUGGCACGCGGUCCCUUCGCAGAGGCCCACCUUCAAGCAGCUGGUGGAGGACCUGGACCGAGUCCUUGCAGUGACGACCACGGACGAAUACCUGGACCUCUCAGUGCCUUUCGAGCAAUACUCCCCGGCCGGCCAGGACACCCCGAGCACCUGCUCUUCGGGCUCCGACUCCGUCUUCGCGCACGACCUGCCCUCCGACGAGCCCUGCCUUCCGAGCCAGCGAGCUGCCAGCGCCGCCAGGACGUGACGGGGCCGGACACAUGUUCGGGAGGGGCGAGGGCGGGUGCCCGGGGCCGGGGAGCUGCGCACCCCACACGCGCCCGCCCCACGUGGGGCGCGCCAAAGGCUGAACCUAGCGUGGCCGUGGCACCAAGCCACCCUGGGCGCCCCGGAGGCGUGGGGCAGAGGGCCCGGCCACCGCUCCAAGCCGCUGGGCGGGGGGCCGGGGGGUGAGAGGACUUUCCCUGCCGUGUUGGAUGACACGUUUACACAAAAUACUGUAGCGGCUCCUUUCGGAAGACAAACUGCACCUGAGUCCUUGCAGCGAGCACAAAAGCCACGUGGCCGGCAGGAGUUCAUGCGCAUGUAAAUACCUUCGGAAAUACAUAUGCUUGUCUUCUGCUUCGGAGGAAUUUUAAAGCCAUUCUGAAGAGUUAGUUGCCCUCUCAAAAACAGCUCUCUUGCCACGGGGCAGCGGGGUGUCCUUUGCCCCCCGUGGGAACACAGGCGGGGCGGGAAGGCCAGGAGGGCUGGGGCGCCGCAAGUGGCAGGAGAUGGGGUAUGUGCCUGGGGGCCCCGCUUCCUGCACAAGCCCCACUGUGUUUAAACUGUUCUCUGUUUUCCGGGAGAGUGCUUAAAACCCCGCAAAAGCCCAAACCCCAGCCUUGCUGUUCCUGCAUUAGUUUACUGAUUUUUCACUGGGUUAAAAACUGCGGAUUGGGACCUAGGAGUCCUUGCAAUGCAUCGCUACCACCUUGUGCCAGAAAUCCAGCAGCUUUGUUGGUUUUCUUUUCUUUUCUUUUUUCUUUUCUUUUCUUUUCUUUUCUUUUUUUUUUCUUUUUUUUUUUUUUUGGCAAAUGCUUCCAGAAAAUAAUUACGGGUACCUGUAGGCAAGCGCCUUUUAAUGUAUCAAAAAGUUCUAUUUACUAGAAUUGUCUGUCUGUCCAUCGAUGGAUCUAUCUGUAUAUAUGAGUCUAAAAUAUUAAUACAGCCAAAAGCAAGACUGAAAGAGAAUGUCUCCAUUUAAGAUUCCUGAUCCAGGAUAUACUGAUUUAGGCCAAGAGAUUUUCUUUAUCUUGCCUGGUUUCUUGUUUUGUUCGUUCUGUUUAAAAAAAAUAUCGUAACAUCAUGUAUAUUUGUAAAAUUAUUUAUAGAUAUUAACAUAUCUGUUCAUUGAUUUAAAUACUUUAGCAUUAAUGUAUACAUAUAGUGUUCACCAGAUUUGAAGUUUUAACUUAUUGAAAGUAUGGGAAAAUAAAUUAAUCAAGAUUCUCUUCUAAUUUUAUGCGAAAUAUAAGACUGUACUGUUGUCCAGUCAUUUAACAAAUUGCUUUUAAUACUUUUUUGACAAAGCUUUUUUCCUGGAUUUAUGUAGUCUGUGAUACAUUAGUGCUAAGCUCCAAGCAGCCAAUGGCUGGGCUUAUUUUUAUUUCUGUGGAAGAGCCAAGAAACCUCGUGUCGGGCUGCCGCUGCGUGUGAAGUGGGGAGUGAGCGCUUCCCCAUGUUUGAGUGAAGGUAUUCUUCACCGCUGAUUUAAUAACAAGCAAGCAGCAGAACUGAAUGCUGACUGAAAACAAUUGUGUUUUGAGUUUUCUUACCGGUCCUGUUUGCCUUUUCAUGUUAGAGAAAUGAGGACAAAAUAAAGUAAUAUUUAAAUUA
This is a messenger RNA of Varanus komodoensis (Komodo dragon), 4634 nucleotides long. RefSeq names its product fibroblast growth factor receptor 3 (gene FGFR3). Gene Ontology annotation, biological process: multicellular organism development; positive regulation of kinase activity; cell surface receptor protein tyrosine kinase signaling pathway. The record is from RefSeq and is a predicted model, not a curated record. Bases 1 to 3003 code for a protein of 1000 amino acids. Lineage: Eukaryota; Metazoa; Chordata; Lepidosauria; Squamata; Varanidae. Gene Ontology annotation, molecular function: fibroblast growth factor binding; fibroblast growth factor receptor activity; ATP binding. The transcript has 20 exons. Gene Ontology annotation, cellular component: signaling receptor complex.